Messenger RNA from Papilio xuthus (Asian swallowtail), 2668 nucleotides. Its product is annotated as synaptotagmin-5. Bases 78 to 1721 code for a protein of 547 amino acids. The transcript has 9 exons. Gene Ontology annotation, molecular function: phosphatidylserine binding; clathrin binding; calcium ion binding. The record is from RefSeq and is a predicted model, not a curated record. Gene Ontology annotation, biological process: calcium-ion regulated exocytosis. Gene Ontology annotation, cellular component: exocytic vesicle; plasma membrane. Lineage: Eukaryota; Metazoa; Arthropoda; Insecta; Lepidoptera; Papilionidae.
ACUACGCACGUCUCCCACACAACACAUAAAAAUAACAUUUUAAAAAGUUAUAAAAAAAACGAAACUACAAGAAAAUAAUGGAUAAGCCGUGGCGAGAACGGAGCGAGCUUGGCGUGGCACCUUGGGACACUGAAAACAUUAAAGAUCAUCGGAGAAAUUGGAACGUCGAAUCCACUACUGCUUUAGUUGACAAGGAACUGGGUAGCCCACAAGCUCGAGUGGCAAUGGACAGGUGGAGUGGGAACAGCAACGCCUGGAGUGCGGCCCUAGGGGCGAUGGGUGGUGCGGGGACCGUGCUGCUGUUUGCAGCCAUCCUCUUGAUGUGGAGGAGACCACGGCGAACUGAGCCCCACACUUUGGCACCAAUGGAUGUGGGACAAAAUGAGAUGCUGAUCCCGAAAGAGCAGUGUCGCGUGCAGCCUCUGAACGAGGUGCGCACUGCUAGCUCACUGCCGCACGCAAGACUCGCUCGGACACCAUCCAUUUCCUCCCAGAGUAGUCUCGACAGCGGGACUUCGAGAGCCACUAGUCACCGCGGCUCGUCGCCGGCUAUCCGUACGUUCGCUCCUGACGGGCGCACAUUGGAAGCCGGGAGCACGGGCAUACCACGCUCGCCGUCGCCUCUGCGUGCUGCCUCCCUGGACGUGCGCGCUGCCUCACAUGCACACGGAUCACUUGCCUCCCUCGCAGACUCCCCUGCUCCCUCCAGCCCCAGGCACGUGCCCCCUAGGUGUCUGUCGCCUCUACUUAUGCCGCCCAGGCGGAUAGAUCGCAGUAAUUCCUUGGUGGAGAGCAGCAGUGGAGUGGGCCCUCUAAGUCCCGGCGCGGGCGCUGCCAUCAGCGCUCUAGGGGCCCUGCAGCCCGACCUUUACACCAAACGAGAGGCGCCGUUAGUUAUCGAGCUGGAGGGCGCAGGGCCUUCGCUCGGCAGAAUACACCUACGAUUGAAAUACGACUUCGACAGAUCUGAUUUGGAGGUUCAUUUAAUUGAAGCGCACGACCUAGCGGGUUACGAGGCAGGCGGUUUCAACGAUCCCUACGUGCGAGUCAGCCUACUGCCUGAGGUGGAUACGCGCGUGCGUCAAACUCCUGUCCAUAGAAACGAGGCCAAUCCGUUCUUCGAUCAGCACUUCAAGUUCCCGGUGUCCCAUGACGAGCUGGGUGAUAAAACUCUCCUACUUCAAGUUUUUGAUUAUGACAGAUUUUCGCGUAACGAAGUGAUGGGCUCUGCGAAGGUGCCUCUGUGCCGCGUGGAGGUUGCAGGCGGCGCGGAGGUGUGGGCUGAGCUAUCGCGCGAGCGCCGCCCGCCCGAGGAACUGCAAGAAUUGCUAUUGUCGCUCUCCUAUCUGCCCUCGGCAGAGCGUCUCACUGUUGUCGUGCUUAAGGCGCGCAAUCUCCUGCCUCCUCAGGAAGGGAAGGACGCUUUAGAUGUGUACGUGAAAGUAUACCUUCUUGUAAAUGGGAAGCGAGUGAAAAAGAAGAAGACGAACAGGAAGGAGAUAAAUAACCCCGUGUGGAACGAGGCUCUCUCCUUCAGCCUGCCUUCUGCUAAUCUUCAGGAAGCUUCUAUUGAGGUGUGCGUGGUGACGGGUGGCGGCAGCGGGCUGGUUGUGGGCUGGUGCUGCGUUGGCGCUGCCGAGCCCGCCGCUGAGGGGCGCCACUGGGCGCAGAUGGCGCACGAGACGCGCAAGGCUGUCGCCAUGUGGCACACACUCAGAUAGACUGCCAUCACAUCGCACACAUCACACCUCACACUAUACCAAUAUGAUCUUUUCUUAUGUAACUUUGUAGUAGUGAGUCAAAUAUUCUAUAUUCUAUAGAUCUAUUUCAAGUGUAAACGUGACCUUUGUAUUAGAAAAUAUUUAAAUUAUAACUUUGAAUAUGUAAGUAACAAAGUUGAACCAAGAAUAUUUUUAAAAUUAUGAUAUCUGCAAAUAUCAAUGCUGUUAUGAAAAGGAUGAGGUUAAUUACCUCGUUAAACGUCGAUUAAUGCAAAGUUAAUGUUUUUUUUGUUUCUUUUUCAAUAUAAUAUAAUUAUUUUCGUUUUUUCUACCAAUUAGUCGUCGUAAGCCGUAAAUGGUGAUCUUUCUCUUGUUACAAUAUAAAGAGUAAGCAUUCUAGAUUUAGUUUAAAAUUUACUAAAACGCACAAAAAUCACUUCAUUAUCUAUAUUACAUUUUCGUAGUUAGAAAAGAUCAUAAUUGUUAAUGUGUUUAUCAAUAAUUCACAAACACAACAUUUUCAAGGCGACGAAUGCCUUUUAGGUAAUUUAAAUAACUAUAAAUCUCAAAUGUACUAGUAUAAAAUCCUAUUGUCCAAUACAAACUGUGGGCUCUUUUCAUUACUUAUAUAAUUAAAAUGUUUAAAUUAAUUUUAUCGUAGCCUGUUGACGUGAUUAUUUUUUUUAUCACGUUAUCAAAUAACACUCAAGUUUUUAAUAUCAUAUAUCGACUGAAAAAUUAUAUCAAAAUUGAUUGAGCUUCGGAACACCAAACUAAUCUUAUGAAUUUGAAGAAUUUUAUAAUAAGACUAAAAUGUUAAUUUUAAAAAUUAAAAUGUCACGUAAUUAUGAGUUGGUUUAUAGAUCAAUAAUAUUGAAACUUCUAAUUGCCCACAGUUAUUUAUGUAAUACAUAUGUGUCGAAUCAUUCUAAUAUAAAAUGGUGAAG